AUGUUCCUCGACGAAAAGUUGUUUUUCUUAACCUUUUUAUUCUCCACUACACAAAUUUCAGGUUAUUCAUAUAACCGACCGAUACUUCCCUCUGAUGCUGGAUGGAAUCCCAAUGGUAUAACAAUUGCUAAUGAAACUCUGAUUGGACCAAAUCCAUUUGAUUUAUUUAUCAAUCAGAAUAACACGGUUUACAUUCCAAGUCAAAUCAAUGGACAAAUUCUCGUUUUCCUUCAAGGAAACUUCAAUUCAAUCAAAUAUAUUUCUGCUAAUCUAACAAAUUCAUCAAGCUUAUUUGUCACAAUACAAGAUGAUAUUUACGUCGACACAUUUUAUUCAUCAGUUAGUUCCGUGAGUAAAAUCAAAUCGAACUCAACGAAUUUGAUUUCCAUUUCACGUAUGAAUCUUUGUCAACAGUGUUUUGACAUUUUUGUGAGUGAAAAUCAAACUCUUUAUUGUUCAUUAUCAGAACAACAUCAGAUUAUUUCGAAAUCAUUGACUGACGAUUGGAAUUAUUUGGAAACAGUUGCCGGAACAGGAAGUCCUGGUUCAACACCAGCAACACUUCAAAAUCCGAAAGGAAUUUUUCUUGACGAAGUCAAUCAAGAUUUAUUUGUCGCAGAUUGUGGAAACCAUCGUAUUCAAUUAUUCAAGUAUAGAAGGCUGAUCGGAGUAACUUUAGUUGGAAAUGGAUCUUCAAAUUUCACAUUUGAGCUCAAUUGUCCAAGCGGGAUCGCGUUAGAUUAUCAAAGUUAUUUAUUUAUCGCUGAUUCGAAUAACCAUCGAAUUAUUGGUCAAAAUUCCAAUGGUUUUCGUUGUCUAUUGGGAUGUUAUCAAUCACAAGGCGCAAAUUCAAAUCAAUUACAAUAUCCAUCGAGUCUACGCUUUGACUCUUUUGGAAAUCUUUUUGUUGUUGAUCAGCAAAAUAAUCGAAUUCAGAAAUUUGAUUUGAUCAUCUACUCAGGACAGUGGACAAUGACUGGAACGAUGAAUAUCGGACGAUAUGGUCAUUCAGCAUCGGUACUAUCAAAUGGAAAAGUGUUAGUCGUUGGUGGAUGUAAUUCCAACAGUGCUGAGCUGUAUGAUCCAUUAACUGGCAGUUGGACAAUGACUGGAAGUAUGCAUGUUGUACGAUGUAGGGUUACAUCAUCAUUACUAUCAAAUGGAGCAGUGUUGGCGGCUGGUGGAUCCUCUUCGAAAAGUGCUGAAUUGUAUGACCCAUCAAUAGGUAAUUGGACAAUGACUGGAAAUAUGAGCGUCGGACGAUCAGAUCACACAGCAUCAGUAUUAUCAAAUGGAAAAGUCUUAGUCACUGGUGGAUGUUGUUAUCUAGCAAGUGCUGAAUUGUAUGACCCAUCAACAGGUAAUUGGACAAUGACUGGAAAUAUGAAUUUCGCACGAAGAUAUCAUACAGCAUCGGUCUUAUCCAAUGGGAUGGUGUUGGUCGCUGGUGGAAACAACGGCAGUGCUCUCACUAGCACUGAAUUGUACGAUCCAUCAACAGGUAAUUGGACUAUGACUGGAAGCAUGAAUUUUCCACGCUUUCGAUAUACGGCAUCGGUAUUAUCAAAUGGAGCAGUAUUAGUGUCUGGUGGAUCCCCUUUGAACAGUUCUGAAUUAUAUGAUCCAACAAAUGGGAUUUGGACAGUGACUGGAAACAUGCAUUUUGCACGCAAUGAACAUACAUCAUCGGUAUUAUUCAAUGGAAAGGUAUUAGUCGCUAGUGGAGACAAUGGCGGGACUGCUGAAUUGUACGAUCCAUUAACCGGUAAAUGGACAAUGACCGGAAAUGUACAUAACGCUCGAGUUGCUCAUACAGCAUCGAUACUAGUCAAUGGAAAAGUAUUGAUAGUUGCUGGAUGGUGUUGCCCUCUGAGCAGUUCUGAAUUGUACGGAUAA
Adineta ricciae is the source of this 1896-nucleotide messenger RNA. Lineage: Eukaryota; Metazoa; Rotifera; Eurotatoria; Adinetida; Adinetidae. The record is from the annotation of a GenBank genome assembly.